AAAAGGCAUAUCAACCAAGCCUAGCUGUUCCAUUCCAACGUUGAUCACUCACAAGAGAAUCAACUCGCCGGAGAUUCACCGGAAGCUCAUCAACCUCUCUUACUCUUUACCAACGAAAAAUGGAGAUCAGCCGGGAAACCUUCCACAACGACGGUCAUCUCAACCUUAAAGCCACUGAGCUUACCUUGAGGUUGCCGGGAAGGGACGAUGAAAGGGAAAGUUGUCAAAAUUCAAGAAACAAAAAGAGGUCUUCUUCUGAAAUGGGGUGCUCAUCUAGCUUCACCCAAACAGAUCCCGCCCCCGCCCCAAAGGCACAAGUUGUGGGAUGGCCACCGGUUCGGGCAUACCGGAAGAACGUUCUCGAGGCGAAAAAGUCGCCCGAGACGGAGACGGGCGGAGGGGUUUACGUGAAAGUGAGCAUGGACGGAGCUCCAUACCUAAGAAAGAUGGAUUUGAAGGUAUUCGAGAGCUACCCGGAGUUAGUGAAGGGGUUGGAAAAGAUGUUCCAAUGCAGCAUUUCUACGAACUGUGAGAGGGAAGGCGGAUACAUUAAUUUCAUCAACGGAUCUGAUGAUUACAAUCUGACGUAUGAAGACAACGACGGCGACUGGAUGCUCGCCGGCGAUGUGCCGUGGGAGAUGUUUGUUAACAACUGCAAAAGGCUGCGUAUCGUUAAACAAAAUGAUUUGAAGCUGAAGGCUUGAUUCCUUAAUAAGUUGAUGGGUUACAUACUGGAUCGUUUCCGUACACAGAACAUUUUUUUUUUCCUUUUUAUGAAGUACUAUAGCUUAAUUAGAUUGUGGAAUAUGUAUUCAUACAGUGUUGAUGGUUUUGAGGAAAUAUUUGAUGUUCACAACGCCAGAAAGUAUUAUUGGAUUGCAAUGUUCGUUCACAUCAGAUUAAAAUUAAAAAUGGUUAUGAGAAAUGAUAAAUUCAAACUCCGUUUGAUUUGAAAAUAAAA
Molecule: messenger RNA, 961 nt
Organism: Cuscuta europaea
Lineage: Eukaryota; Viridiplantae; Streptophyta; Magnoliopsida; Solanales; Convolvulaceae
Source: the annotation of a GenBank genome assembly